GGCCUCUAGAUGACCAACAAAACAAGCCUAGCUGUAGACCGACCAGGAGCAGCAACUGCAUGUAGCUUUAAGCUAACGCUAGCUAUAACAACAUUAUUUACCCCUAUUUGGGGCUUUUAUUAGCCACUGGUUCGCUAGCUUGUUCGAGGUUGGCUUACUGGCCAAACAUGCAGAAAUAUGAGAAGCUUGAAAAAAUCGGAGAGGGUACGUAUGGGACAGUUUUUAAGGCUAAAAACAGAGAAACCCACGAAAUCGUGGCUUUGAAAAGGGUCAGGUUGGACGAUGACGACGAGGGGGUGCCAAGUUCUGCUCUGAGGGAAAUCUGUCUGCUGAAGGAACUUAAGCACAAAAACAUUGUCAGACUACAUGAUGUGUUGCACAGUGACAAGAAGUUAACCUUGGUUUUUGAAUAUUGUGACCAGGAUUUGAAGAAGUAUUUUGACAGCUGCAAUGGGGAUCUAGAUCCUGAAACUGUGAAGUCAUUCAUGUACCAGCUGUUGAAAGGCCUCGCCUUCUGUCACAGUCGAAACGUUCUUCAUCGAGAUCUGAAGCCACAGAAUCUCCUCAUAAACAGAAAUGGGGAGUUGAAGCUGGCUGACUUUGGGUUGGCUCGAGCCUUUGGCAUUCCUGUGAGGUGUUACUCAGCAGAGGUGGUGACCUUGUGGUACCGGCCUCCCGAUGUGCUGUUUGGUGCUAAACUUUAUUCUACCUCAAUCGACAUGUGGUCUGCUGGAUGCAUAUUUGCAGAGCUGGCUAAUGCUGGAAGGCCUUUAUUCCCCGGAAACGAUGUGGACGACCAGUUGAAAAGAAUCUUCAGGUUGUUGGGUACACCAACUGAAGAACAGUGGCAGACAAUGACGAAACUCCCCGAUUACAAGCCAUACCCCAUGUAUCCGGCUACCACCUCGCUGGUGAAUGUGGUGCCCAAACUCAGUAGCACAGGACGGGAUCUACUCCAGAACCUGCUAAAAUGUAAUCCUGUCCAGAGGAUCUCUGCAGAGGAGGCCUUGCAGCACCCUUACUUUGCUGAUUUCUGCCCACCCUAAAAGCUAAACGGCCACUCGCUGAACCUCAGCCGCCAGAAUCAAUCAUCCUUCACUCUGCUCGGUCAUUAGGACCAACAAGGCGAAUCCCUCUCCGCUUUCAAACACUCCCCUGCAUUUCAUUCUGUUGUGCCUCUGGAACGGCGGCCUGAUGGCUCUGCAAGGAUUAAGGUUGUUUUAAAUUGCAAGCCCGUUUAAUUUGGUACAUAAAUGCCUCCCAGUAAAGUAGCGCUAAUGUGGGAGGAUGCACUAUGUGUUGCAUUAAACACUUUUUAUACCUGUGGAAACACUUCAGAACAAAAUGCCCCUCUGCUCCAAAACAGUGAUGAAAUUAACAAGCUGUUCAUUUCUGACUUUUAAAUAGUUGUUUAUGAAUGGAAAAAGGCCCCUUUUUGAAUCUGUGGUGAUCACAUUUGGUAAAUGAAUUCAGAUUUUAAUUUAAACGUUCUAACACAUGAGCAGAUGAUUUAAUGGCUCACUCAUUCCUGGGGUUGCUAAAUGCUACUAUUUCCAAUUAAUUUGUAUUUUUUAGAAUAACAAGGGAGAGAUUUAUUUGAAUGAAAUGAUGAAGGCUUAAGUCAGUGUUUUUAAGGAUUGUAUGUUACUUUUGUUCCACUUUAAUUUACAGGUCUGUAAUUACAAAAUGAUUUCCAAGGAAUGUUUCUUGUUUGUGAUUUGGUACUAAUGUCUAGCUAUGAAAGAAAUACUUUAAUUAAACCACAAGUUAUUUUUCUCUAAUAAUAAACUUAUGGUGUAAACUAAUUUGACGAUAUAAACGAAAUUGUAUAUUUUCUGUACAGAUUAAUCAAAUGAUUGCAUGUUCAUUUGGUCUGCUUUGACGGUAACACGUUAAACACAUCUCUAUUUACUUUAUAAUUAGUACCAACAACAUACUUAUUACUGGAAACUUCCUAGGAAAUUAUAAGGGAAUUACAAACCUGUAUAAUACUGUUAUAUAUAUUUACUUUUCAGGCCUACAGACUACAGACUUGUAAUUCUGAGGUUUCACAUACCAACAGUACAUUUCUUUGUCCCAAAUUACAAGAUUGUAUAAUAGCAUGGAAAGCUAACUUAUUAUUUUAUCUUUCUCAGGCUUUUUAUUUCCCCUUUUUGUAUUUUUUUCCUGUGCACUUUGUAAGUUUUGUUUGAAAUUGUUUAGUGUAUAUAUAUGAAUAUUAUUAAAUAUGUUGAACACUGACAGCCAGGAUUAUAGCCGGUUAUCAAUCAAUGGGCCAAUAUACAUAAAUACAUGUUAAUGACUAGCGGACCAUUAGUGACACAUUACUUUUCUUACAUCAUAAUUAUACUAACAUCCUUUUCUGAAAUGCUUUAAUAGUAACCCACUGAUAAUUUGUAUUUUCAUAUAAUGAUUGUUUGGCACCAUUAGCUGUGUACUUUCUGACUAUUCAUUUUAAUCAACAUGGUAAACAGCUUGCAGUGUUAUUUUACUCCAGAUCGUUGCAGCGCUACGUAUCCCAUAAAUACGCCUACAUAAUGAUUUCUGUUUGAUGUAGCUGUGCUAAUAGGGAAUUGACUUAUUUCCAUUUUGCUGAUGUAAGAAGAUAAUGGAUGCAUGUAUUUAUUAAUGAUGGAAUGUCUGCUCCUUUUUCUGCAUUCGUUAAAAGAGGUUCAUUUGGUACAGUGACUUCAUAAUGGUUUAAUGUAACUCAGAUCUAAAGACUUUAGCCAGCUAUUUUAGGAUUUAAAGGUUCUGUGUGUGUGUGUGUGUGUGUGUGUGUAAGUUAUAAUGAAAAAACAAAAGCAUUUCCUCUCAGUAUUUCAUUCUCUAGUGAUAAACUGCUUUAGAGUUACUUUGUACAGCUUCUAUUUAACCUUUUAAUGAAGAGGUGAUUUUGCA
Molecule: messenger RNA, 2901 nt
Organism: Eleginops maclovinus (Patagonian blennie)
Lineage: Eukaryota; Metazoa; Chordata; Actinopteri; Perciformes; Eleginopidae
Gene: cdk5
Product: cyclin dependent kinase 5
Exons: 12
Coding region: 168-1046 (292 amino acids)
Biological process (GO): axonogenesis; neuron apoptotic process; synaptic vesicle transport
Cellular component (GO): nucleus; cytoplasm
Molecular function (GO): ATP binding; cyclin-dependent protein serine/threonine kinase activity
Source: RefSeq, a predicted model, not a curated record